CGCUUGGCUUUGCGGGUCCGCUCUUGCGGUUUCAUUGAACAAAGCCCCUGCAAAAUCCCUGGGUUAUGAAAUAUUUCCUCUCCGUCAGGUCCCGGACAAGAGAUGGCAUCUGCAGAGCCAGAAAAGGAAGUCCUUACCUUAUAGAGAGCGCUCUCGGUGUGACACAAUGGCUGAUAUAAAGUGUCGGGGGAGCUGAGCCGAAGGCAAAGGAACAAAGGAAGAUCAAGAUUCGGUGGCUGUCUCGGACAAAAGGAAGGCGGAAAGUGUCUUGGGGAUGGAUAAAUUCAAAGCUGCGCUUGUGCUGGCUGGGGUAGGGGAUGCUCUCGGUUAUCGCAACUUCUCCCGAGAAAACAAUGCCUUAGGUGCAAAAAUCCAGCAGGAGCUGAAGGAAAUCGGAGGGCUCGAGAACCUGGUGCUCUCUCCCGACAAGUGGCCAGUAAGUGACAACACGCUCAUGCACAUGGCUACAGCAGAGGCUGUCAUCACAGAUUACUGGUGUUUGGAAGACCUGUACCGGGAGCUGGUAAAACGCUACGUGGAUGCUAUCGACAAGCUCUCGGGGAGGCGGCCAGACCCCGCUACCAUCGAAGGCUGCAGGGAAUUAAAACCAGACAACUACCUUCUUGCUUGGCACACACCAUUCAAUGAAAAGGGUUCUGGAUUUGGAGCAUCCACAAAAGCCAUGUGUUUAGGGAUGCGAUACUGGAAGCCGGAAAGGCUGGAGUCACUUAUUGAAGUGAGCAUUGAAUGCGGACGAAUGACACAUAACCAUCCCACAGGCUUUCUAGGGUCCCUGUGCACAGCUCUUUUUGUGGCGUAUGCAAUACAAGGGAAACCCCUUGUGCAGUGGGGAAGAGAGAUGAUGAAGGUUGUGCCGAUGGCUGAAGAAUACUGCAAGAAGACCAUUCGCCACAUGGCAGAAUAUCAGGAGCACUGGUUUUACUUCGAAGCCAAGUGGCAGUUUUAUUUGGAGGAGAGAGAAAUCAAUGAGGAAAAUCAGAAUAAACCUGUCUUUCCGGACAACUAUGACGCAGAGGAGAGAGAAAAGGUAACUCCCAUGAUCGCCUACGACGCCCUGCUGGGCUGUGGCGGGGACUGGACAGAGCUCUGCAACCGCUCCAUGUUCCAUGGAGGAGAAAGCGCGGCUACUGGGUCUAUCGCCGGCUGCCUGUACGGCUUGGUUUACGGCCUGAGCAAGGUUCCCAAAGGCUUGUACCAGGACCUGGAACAAAAGGAAAGGCUCGAGUACUUGGGCGAGAAUCUUUACCGACUAUCCAUGGAGGAAAAGUAAAGCGGUUUCUGCCAUUUUCUCUUUCUAUAAAGACUAUAUCAAACCCUGUAGAUAACUGACUGACGUUCAUAGCGAAGAAAUUAGCCAAGAGUUAGUCUGAAAGGCUGUAUGUAGAUCGUGUGCAAACGAAGAUAGCUGAAUUAUUCAAGACUGAUAUAGAUAUUUACGGUCUUUGUGGGUUUUUUUUACAGAUGUAGGGAUUUCUGAGUAUAAAGAUUGCUGCUGAAACCAGUGAGAUAAUCUCAAAUGGAAAAAA
Messenger RNA from Fulmarus glacialis (Northern fulmar), 1547 nucleotides. It is a transcript of the gene ADPRHL1, whose product is annotated as ADP-ribosylhydrolase like 1. Lineage: Eukaryota; Metazoa; Chordata; Aves; Procellariiformes; Procellariidae. Gene Ontology annotation, biological process: protein de-ADP-ribosylation. Gene Ontology annotation, molecular function: ADP-ribosylarginine-[protein] hydrolase activity; magnesium ion binding. Bases 275 to 1291 code for a protein of 338 amino acids. The record is from RefSeq and is a predicted model, not a curated record. The transcript has 7 exons.